Molecule: messenger RNA, 8602 nt
Organism: Rattus rattus (black rat)
Lineage: Eukaryota; Metazoa; Chordata; Mammalia; Rodentia; Muridae
Gene: Bltp3a
Product: UHRF1 binding protein 1
Exons: 22
Coding region: 1-4788 (1595 amino acids)
Molecular function (GO): histone deacetylase binding
Source: RefSeq, a predicted model, not a curated record
AUGAGAUCCUUGCACCGAGCCAUCUUCAUGCAUGGAAACAGGAUUCAGCCCUUGUCCCAGUUGCGUAGCGUUGGUCAGAUGGUUAUCGGAGACUUCCGGAUACAGCCCCGCCCUCUGCCUUCUGAGCCGCCCCGCCCCUCAUCCCGUGCGCCUGUGCCGUGGCGCGCGUCCCCGCCCCUCGCCGUGCGCUCUCGCCACGGGGAGCCGAGAGGGCGGCGUGCGGUCGCGGUUCUUCGCGGGAGGCUGCGGCGCUGCGCGGGUGGGUGGGAACGUGGUGGAACUCCGGGCGCUGCGGCAGGGGCGACAGAGCGCCAUGGCGGCUGCUGUGGCUACGGCGGUCGGUGCCCGCACCGCGGCGAGGUGAGAGGACGCCUCUUUACCACAACUGAGGAGGCCAGGACAACCCGCCUGCCUGCACUCCACGCGGGCCGCGGCUACAGCAUGGCCGGGAUCAUUAAGAAGCAGAUCUUGAAGCAUCUGUCCCGGUUCACGAAGAAUCUUUCCCCAGACAAAAUCAACUUGAGCACGCUGAAAGGGGAGGGUCAGCUGACCCAUCUGGAGCUGGAUGAAGAGGUUCUGCAGAAUGUGCUGGAACUGCCUACCUGGCUGGCCAUCACCAGGGUCUACUGCAACAGGGCCUCCAUCCGGAUCCAGUGGACCAAGCUGAAGACACAUCCGAUCUGCUUGUGUCUGGAUAAGGUGGAGGUGGAGAUGAAAACCUGUGAGGACCCUCGCCCCCCCAAUGGACAGUCUCCCAUCGCCCUUGCUUCAGGACAGAGUGAGUACGGCUUUGCUGAGAAGGUGGUGGAGGGGAUGUUCAUCGUGGUCAACUCCAUCACCAUCAAGAUCCACUCCAAGGCCUUCCACGCUUCCUUUGAACUGUGGCAGCUCCAGGGUUAUAGUGUCAACCCCAACUGGCAGCAGAGUGACCUGCGUCUGACCCGCAUCACUGAUCCCCGCCGAGGAGAGGUUUUAACAUUUAAGGAAAUAACUUGGCAGACGCUCCGAGUCGAGGCAGACGCCACAGAAAAUGGUGAUCAGGACCCAGUUACCACCCCGCUGAGGCUCAUUACCAACCAAGGCCGGAUCCAGAUAGCCCUCAAGAGAAGAACGAAGGACUGCAACGUGGUUGCCUCCAAGUUGACGUUCCUCCUGGACGACCUGCUCUGGGUGCUGACAGACUCCCAGCUCAAAGCGAUGAUGAAGUAUGCUGAGUCGCUAAGCGAGGCCAUGGAGAAGUCGGCCCAGCAGAGAAAGAGCCUGGCACCCGAGCCUGUGCAGAUCACUCCACCCGCUCCCAGCGCCCAGCAGACCUGGACCCAGGCAUUCGGGGGCAGCCAGGGGAACAGCAGCAGCAGUCGCCUCAGCCAGUAUUUUGAGAAAUUUGAUGUGAAGGAGUCCUCGUACCACCUCCUCAUCUCCCGCCUGGACCUGCACAUCUGUGACGACAGCCAGUCCCGAGAGCCAGGUGUCUCUGCAAACAGACUCACAGGAGGUGCAAUGCAGCUCACCUUCCGCAAGAUGGCGUUCGACUACUACCCCUUCCACCGGGCAGGUGACAGCUGUAAACACUGGGUGCGGCACUGUGAGGCCAUGGAGACCCGAAGCCACUGGGCCCAGCAACUGGUGACAGAGUUUCAGAGUAGGAUGGAGAAGUGGUGUGAGGAGAGCAGUGUGAAGCCACCGUGGCAUCUGGGGGUAGACCCUCCCUUCCGGAAGAAAGCAGAUUCUUUCUCUAGUCCUGGAAAGAGCCCUCUCGACAAAAGCCCUACUCAGGGCCGGCAAGCUGCCUUUGGGUCUCCAGCAUGGAGUCGCUUACGCUCUAGCUGCCUGGUUGUACGAGUAGAUGACCUGGAUAUCCACCAGGUUUCCACAGCCGGACAGCCAAGUAAGAAGCCGUCCACCCUGCUCUCCUGCAGUCGCAAACGCCACCGCCUCCCGAGCCAGGUGGCUGCCAUCCAUGUACAGUUCACAGAGUAUUACUUCCCGGAUAAUCAGGAGCUUCCAGUUCCGUGCCCCAAUCUCUACAUCCAGUUAAACGGGCUGACGCUUACCGUGGAUCCCGUCAGCUUGCUCUGGGGAAACCUCUUCUGCCUGGACUUGUACCGAAGCUUGGAGCAGUUCAAGGCCAUCUACAAGCUGGAAGACCCCAGGGGCAAGGAUGAGCACUUGGACAUCCGACUGGAUGCGUUCUGGUUGAAGGUGAGCUUCCCACUGGAGACUAGGGAGCUGGCGAAGCUGCACCGUCCCCAGGCGCUUGUCCUCUCCGCGUCGGGCGUGAUUGCCACCAACACCCGGCACGCCCCACACUGCGGUUGUCCAGACCUCCAGGGCCUCUUCCGGGGCUUUGCUGCCGCCGAGUUCUUCCGCUCCAGCUACGGUCACUUUCCCAAGGUUCCAGGGGGCUUCAGCCUCCUGCACAUGCUCUUCCUGCACCACGCCUUCCAGAUGGACUCGCUUCCCGCUCAGCCUAGCUCCCUGCCUCCUCAGAGGCCAGCGGCGUCCCAGGACCUUUGGUCCCUGCAUUUCACCCAGAUUUCCUUGGACUUCGAAGGCACAGAGAAUGUCAAAGGCCAUGCCUUGAAUUUUGUGGCUCCCUUCCCCCUGUCCAUCUGGGCCUGCCUUCCUCUCCGCUGGCAGCAAGCCCAGGCUCGGCGGCUCCUUUUGGCCUCCGAGGGGAGGCUGAAACCGUCAGCCAGCUUCGGCAGCCCUGUGCACUCUGAGGCUCUUGCCCCCGAGUCCGGGUCCCAUCAGAGGUCAAAGACGGAACGAGAUUUGAAAAGCCUCUCCGGCUCGGGGGAAGGCCUGGGGGCUGUGAGAGAGGGUGAUGCUGGUGUGGACCACAGAGGGCAGGUGGCUGAGCUGGAGGAUGUGGCAGACAUUCACAUGCUUGUGCACUCCACCGCCCAUGUCAGAGUGAGGCUGGACCACUACCAGUACUUGGCCCUGCUGCGCCUCAUGGAGGUGCUUCAGGGCCUUCAGGAGCAGCUGACCAAGGACACAGAGGCCAUGAUUGGGUCUCCCCUGCAGGACCAGACAGUGUGUGUUGGAGUUCUCUUCCCCAGUGCUGAGGUGGCUCUUCUCAUGCCCCCAGACCCCGGGGCCGCUCACGCGGACUCUGCGGGCUCAGACACCACCAGCCUCAUAGACUCAGAGCUGUCGCCAUCAGAGGACCGAGAGCCAAAGUCUGAUGCCUCCUCAGACCAGGGCCCAGUGAGCCCUGAGAAGGUCCUGAGGGACAGCAGCGCUGAAAAUCUGGAUGCGUCCCAGGAGAGGCUACACAGUGAUGGGGAGCUACAGGACGUCGGUCCGCUCGCACAGCAGCCAGCAGGGAAGAGCCAUGAGGCGGUCGAGUCUUUACAGGCCAAGAAGUUGAGCAGAGCUCAAACCGCCACCAGCCCACCGGCUGCGGACAGGGAUGCUGCUCUGAAUGGACAAGGCGAGCCCAUUCCCUUGAGGAGCAUUGAGGGGGAAUUGUCCAGUGCCAUUCACAUGACCAAGGAUGCCACCAAAGAGGCACUCCACGCUACCGUGGACCUCACCAAGGAGGCUGUGUCCCUGACCAGGGAUGCCUUCAGUUUGGGUAGAGAUCGAAUGACUUCCACCAUGCACAAGAUGUUGUCCUUGCCUCCUGCCAAGGAGGCCAUGGCCAAGUCAGACGAGGGGGUGGCGGCCCCAGCGAGUGGAGGUCCUGCCCGGCUCCGGUUUUUCUCCAUGAAGAGGACAGUCUCUCAGCAGUCAUUCGAUGGUGUCUCGUUGGACAGCGGGGGCCCCGAAGACCGGAUUUCGGUGGACAGCGAUGGCAGUGACAGCUUUGUGAUGCUCUUGGAGUCUGAGUCUGGUCCAGAGUCUGUUCCACCAGGAUCUGUGACAAGCGUCUUGGAUGAUAGUGGCAUUCAAGGGAGCCCUGUCAUGGAUAGCAGUGGCCAGGGGUUGCCCGAGACCAACAGCUCAGCGUCAGCCAGUGGAGACCUCGCCCUGCACUCGGUGUCAGUUCUGGUCCUAAAGGUGAGCGAAGUGUCACUUGGGCUCGAGGUUCGAGGUGAGGACCUGGCCGUAGCCUUGCAAGCACAGCAGCUGGCCCUGCAGCAGCUCGGCACCGUGGGACUCUGGCAGUUUCUACAUGGACAGUGCCCAGGCCCAAGCUUUGAGGGACCCUCGGACCUGAAGACUGACUCCACCAGGCCUGCUGUGGGUCUGCGUUUUGAGGUGGGGCCUGGUGCAGCUGUUCAUUCCCCGCUGGCUGCACAGAAUGGCUUCCUGCGGUUCUCACUUCGGGGCUGUGACCUGGAGCUGUUCACCUCAGUGCUCAACGGUCUGGGGCCUUUCUUGGAGGAUGAGUGCGUCCCGGUGGUAGUCCCCAUGCAGAUGGAGCUCCUGGACUGCAGUGUUACUCUCAAGGAUGAUGUCCCUCCAAUCUAUCCAACAUCCCCUGGCCCUGUGCCCAUCACUUUGACAAUGGAGCGUCUCGUGCUGAAGCGGGGUGAUGAUGGUGUGUUUCACCUUGGUGCUCCUGCUCAGGACGGGCCGUUGGCUGAAGGACCUGAGAAGCAGCAGCUCCCGAAAGAGCAGGUGCCCCUGGUGCCCACAGGACAGGGCUUGGGACGCCAGGCUCAAGGAGAUGCUACUGUGUUCUCUAGUGGUGAACUGUUUCUCCUUCAGGAGAAAGGCUCGCCUACUCUGCAGCAAGAACUUGCAGACACCAAACAAGCACUGGCCAUUGCCACCCAGGACAGAGAAAAGCUGCUCCAGGAGAUUAGGAAAUACAACCCACUCUUUGAGCUUUGACAGCGGCUCAGCCGUCCAGGCUCCACAGAGAAGCUAUCACCAGCAACAGUGCCGCCUGGGACAGGCGCUGGCCCGGGAGCCAGCGGGGCCAGGAGCACACGUUCACUCCUUGUGUGCUUCCUGCUGGCUGCCAGCCUGGGUGGAGGAGGAGCCGGCAGAGCAUGGCCGCACCCAGGAAUGGGGUGGCUCUGUCCCUGGCCCUGCACUGCGUCUUGCCAUUAAUGUAGCCUUGUAGUCCUCUGCACACUAGAGGAGUCUUCUCUACAUCGUAGAGCGUUUCACCUCCUGGUGUCACGGCAGUGUCUGCUUCCUUCAUGGCCUGUGUGAACAGGUGUCCACCGAGUCAUGCACACAGCCACCAAAGAUCCCGUGUCCUGGAGCUUCCUGUGGCGUACCUGAGAGGUCCUUGGCCUGAGUCUUGAAGUAGAUCGAGCAAUAGCCGAUCCUCAGGGGUUGAGGCAGAGGAGGCCUGCGAUCAGGGCAACAUGGACUCGCCUCAGUGGACCGGGAGCUAGGCUCGUGUCAUCUUGGCUGAUGUUCUGGGCCAAGCUUUCAUGUAGGAUUUCUUCGUUGUGAUGCUUUGACCCUGAAGUGGCUAGAUCGUCUUUGCCUGCAUAAGAAUUGGUUUGAGGUUUAAGUCAGGACAGGGCUCACCUGCUCCCGAGUGCUCAGCUGAGAGCAUGACAGGGUGGGGAUACAGUUGCUGUUUUCACAGCUGUCCGUGACGGGGCCCUUCCUUUCUGUUCCUGGAGUCACCUGCUUUCCCAGGACUGCCUCGUCCUUCUGCCCGUGCUUCUGGUAGGCUUCCGACUGAGCUAAACUUAGUUCCACCCCCUCGGUAUGCGGCCUCACUCCCCUCUAUUUGGUUUUUUAAAAUCAUGUUUCCGAGGUUUCCUUCUGGUCCUGUAGAAGUUUCCCCUUUCCUUCCGGUUGUCAGAGCUUGGCUCUGUGGUGUGCUGUCUGGGUGGAAGCACGGCCUGGCUGACUCGCUUACUUGGCAGAUGGUCUGUCCGUCUGUCGUGAGCUGGUGAUGCUCUGGAGUCCUGACUGUGGUGAGGGAGGGAAGGAGGAGCACCAUUCCAUGUAAAAAGGAGCACAGCUAUGGAAGGAUAAGGUCACACUGUUCAGACUUGCAGGGCCAGACAUGUUCUUCACCAAGGCAAAUUUCAGAACACCAUGUCUUACAGAACUGGUUGGUUACACUGAGGAGACACAGAUUUGGGGACAACAUCUUCUGGAGACAGUGUUAACAGGUGAAGUUCCCUCAUUUCAAAUUUUUUAUAAAUGACCUAGAACUUUAAAUGGUGAACUGUUUAUCCUUCAGAAUGCCAUUCUGUUUACAUUCGAUGUCACACAACUUGUAGACAGUGAAAAGCAGACCAGAAGAGAGAAAUAACCAUAAAGCCACAGGGAAGUGAGCAAGGCUGUGAACCGGCAACCUGACAGGAGAGGUUCAGCACAGAGGAGGGCUGGGGUGGAGCCCAGUAGUAGAGUAUAUGAGCGGCACGCGUGAGGGCCUGGGCUCAGCCACGAUCACAAACUCUGUCACAGAAAUAAAGACUGUGUGUGUCUAAACAACCGCCACUACUACUAGAACCAAACACUCAGGAAAGAAGCCAGAGCCUUGCUGAGGGAGCAGGGAUCAGUGUGAUGCUGUGGUCUAAAGCCCGGCAGUGCCCCAGCACAGGGGAGUGCCCUCAUCCCCCUACUGGGCACUUCAGUUGUACUUGUUUAUCUGGGAGUUGGAGAGUGAUCAAGGUGAAGACAUUGUCCUGCUGAGGGGAGCAAGGGACCACACACAGGAUCGGGGACCCAAUCUUGAAACUUUAGUUCUGGGGCCCUGUCACUGCCUCAGGGAAAAAGAAAGCACUUUUAGCAAAGUCAGGAACUUGAAGGGCUUGUUGGAGAAGCGGCCCCUGUGUUUCUGACAUUCUUGGAGGGAAGGGAGAGCAGUAACUAGGAAACAGGAUCUUUCGGCUUCAGGGUCACUUGACCUGGCUUACAUCAAAUCCCUUCCUCUUCCGCUCACUGCAUCCCCUCCCUCAGGAAAAGAUUUCUGACAAAUACUUGGUGCACUUUACCCUUGAGCUUGCAGUAGAAACCUAUUUUGUGUCAAGGACAAUGCCUUAAUGGCCAGAACGUCAGGUUUUUGAGCUGAGGGAGUCAGGGCUUCUUGUCCAUGUGCAAACAGAGAUGUAGAGUUCUGGCCCCCUUUAUGCUUUGGCCUUUUGUGUCUUGAAAUCACACCUCGGGAAGGAAGCAUGGGAAGAUUAUCAUCCCAUGGCAUUUCAAUAGUGUCUUGCGAUUCCAUUGCCCUGUUCACUGGGGAUGAGCAGGAGAGACUUGGCCAUAAUGCAACUGGCUGUGUGGAUCUCCAGGGUAAGGGUACGGGAAACCGUCAGGCAGUGCUUUUGAAGUUCAGCUGUGAAGUUGCAGUUUGCAAUACGAAAUACCUCGAGACUUCUGCAGGGACCGCAACACUGUCCCUCAGAGUGUUCAGUCACUGCACAUGGCCCUCAGCUGUAAAACUCUUUAUAGCUGCAUCAUCUGUGAUUGUCGAACUUUCCUGUUUACAUGCCUGUGCCGGGAGUGUUCCCUGGUGUGUGUAGACUUAGAGUUGAGCCCGCUAACUGGGCUGCAGGGAUGUGGCUCAAACUCAUUUUCAGUUUACUGGAAUGAUGAACGGAGUCUCUGAUGGUGCCAACAUGGCUUCUCUCUCUCUCCCCAUGAGCUGUUUUCAGUUUCACUUUCUGACCUUACCGAGCUAUGGGCUGCACUCUUUAUGUGCUCUGUGCUGAGAGAAACGGGACAUGUGAAGUAGAAAGGGUCGCUACCACAACUCAGCAAAGCCCGGAACCAAGUAUCUGCUGUCUUUAUGUUGUGUUGGGUUUUCCUUAGGGGCUCCAGAGGUUGAGCCCUGCAGAGGUGGUGUGAGGUCUCCUGGGUGGGAGCUUUGUAUUCCUGACCCCUUUCUUUCAUCUUGAUGCAUAAACUACCCAAGCUAGCAGAGUAACAUCUGCUUAAGACCACGACAGCCAGGACUCGUAGUUAUGAUCUCUUGGAGAUGGGCAAUGCACGUUUGUCUGGGUGAUCAGAGCCUUGCAGGUGCCACCGCUCUCUCCAGUCCAGUUCUCCAGGGUAGGUAUGGAGAGUGGCUGUUAGUGAAGAAAGAGGCCUUCUGCCCCCAAGGCACAGGGAAACACUUGGUAACUUUUAACAGUUAAGCCUUGCUAAAGUGGCCAGGCCUGAGAUCUGAGCUUCCUGUUCUGCUGCUGUGUUUCUUAUCCUGUAUCCUUUAUCAAAGUGUGUUAAGAAUUUCCUAUUGGAGUUGGGAGGGAAAUUUUUUGUCAGUUUACUACUUUCUGGUGAAGAGUUAGCUUGAGUCUUACACCUUUCUGUGGAGUGCCCCCACAGAAGCGUCCUCUGCACUGGCUGAGCCAGUGAGUUUCAAUGUAAGUUCCUAAGUUAGAUCAGUCCAAUUACGUGAGUCUGAGCUGUUUCCCUAACUCAGGGUGCUAAAAUAAGACUUGCUCAGGAAAGCUUCAGAAGAAAACAGCUUCCAAGCCUGCUUCCUGUGACACUCAGCAGCACAUGGGGAGCGGGCCAGCAGAUUGCCAACUACAUCAGGUAGCCUUACUACUGCUAAUCACUGUCAAUGCCCUUCAUUCUCCGAGGAGAGCAGUGAGAAUGGAUACAGUGAACUGAACCUUGGUCAGUAUUGGGAAAUUUACUGUUGAAAUAGCUAAUCGAGUCCCAAGUGUACUGGUUCUGUGAACCACCUGAAAAGCAAAAUAAAUGAUACCAUUGAAUGGCA